Messenger RNA from Pyrus x bretschneideri (Chinese white pear), 3216 nucleotides. RefSeq lists its product as uncharacterized. Lineage: Eukaryota; Viridiplantae; Streptophyta; Magnoliopsida; Rosales; Rosaceae. Bases 1104 to 2975 code for a protein of 623 amino acids. The record is from RefSeq and is a predicted model, not a curated record. The transcript is spliced from 5 exons.
UGUAAGUUUCGGUUCAUAGAACAAUUCUUACAAAAGUUCAAUGCAACUAGAAACUAUUUGCCCAUCUAAUUGUCAUGGAUAAAUUAUCAAUAUUUCUUAGAACAUAGUGUUUCUCAAUUUCUUUGAACUCAAUUACAUGCCUCAAUUAUUUAUUUUGUUAAGAUUUUGCAUGGAUGUUCUAUGAAAUGCAACUUAAAAACCAGACAAUUCGAACUAGUUCGCCUGUGAUGUGAGUCUCACAACUGAUUCCCAUCUAUCCCUUCCUUAAUUAAGGCUCGACAUAUAUAUGUUGCACGGUGAAAAGAAUGUACGAAAGAAAACUAAUAAACUAAGCAAAGCCUGAUGCUUGUAGGGUAAAGCAUAUACAGCUAGAAAAUGGUAACCUUAACUGUUCGAUCCUUUUAUGCUUUAUUAUUCAACAUUCUUUGUUAAGUAAUUAAGUAAAGCAUAUAGCAGAAGCAGCAGCAGCAGCAGCUAGCCUAUAAAUCAAAGCUGACGAAUGCCACAUUACACACCGCGAAGCUAGAUAGUACUAAAAAUGGGGAACUGGAGAACGCUAGCGGCUGUGCCCAAUCAAAACAGGGUUCAGCCGGAUCAAACAGAGGGAGAGGAUAGCUUAAGGCGAAUUCCAGACUUGAAAUGUCCCUAUCAAUGUGCCAUGGAGGAUAACUGGAAAGGCGUAGAGGAAUACUUCGAGAAAUUUCCGGCAAAACUGCUCAAUCAAAUGACGGUGGAAGGGGACACUGCAUUUCACCUUGCGGCUUCUUUGAGCAGCAAAACACAAGGCAAAAGAGUCCUCGAAGGGUUGAUCAAUAUACUCAGAAAUUCGACCAGCUAUGAAGAUAGAUGCGCUCUGAGGGUUCCAAAUAACAACGGCAACAAUACUCUUCACGAGGUGAGUGCAUCCGGCAAUGUGGAAGCGGCAAAGUACUUGGUGAGCAACUUCAACAUGCCUGAUCCGGAAAAGGUCAUCAUCAGUACUAGUGCUAGUAGUACUGAUAAAGAAAAUGAUGUGCUGCCGCUGCUGGAGACUCGGAACCAUUUAGGAGAAACUCCGCUCUUCAGGGCCGCUGCUCUCGGUCACACUGACUUGGUCAAGUUUUAUGCUGGCAAACUGCUGGAGGAUAAUCCGAACAAUCUUUGGAGGCACUUCCACAGAAAUGACAAGAUGUCCAUUCUUCAUAUCGCCAUCAUUGCACAACAUUUCGAUCUCUCACUCUCUCUCUCUCUCUCUCUCUCUCUCUCUCUCUCUCUCUCUCUCAGAAAAUGCACACACUGAUUCCACAAUGCAGAUUAAUAACUUUUUCUCCUUUGUAUUCCACAAUACAGAGACUGCUCUUUGGUUCCUGGAGCACUACCCCUAUCUAGCGCACCAAACGGAAGAUAAAGGAUUGACAAGCCUUCAAUUGCUAGCCCAAAUGCCAACUGCCUUUGUGCCACAAUCUCAACGAAGCAAAUGGGAGAUGCUAAUUUAUUAUUGCCUUCCUGCUGAUGGAGGAGAUGUGGUCACACCAAAUCAGAAAGAUGAUGUAGAGAUCAACUUGGAUAGCAACCAGCGGCGCCGUCAAUCCAUCUCUAGGAACAAGCUUUCAGGCUUUGCUAGGGUUUACUCAUCACUAUGGGACUCCCUUGCUAAAAGAACAGGAGGCCCGCAGGCCGGCAUAAUCUACAGGAUAUGGAAGGACAAAACAAACAAAAAAUGGCUAGAGAAACUCAUCCAUGAGCUUGUUAAGACGGACUAUUCUUGCCUGAGUACUAAUCAGCAAGUAAAUCCCAAGACCAUUUCUUUAGGGUCCAAUCUCAGUAAAAAAAAAUGGGCAGCCGAAGAAACAUCCAAAUCGGAUAACAGAAAAGGUGAUGAUGGAAGUGAAAAAGGAUGGGAAGCCGCAAGCACAUCCAAGUCGGAUAGGGGAGAAGGUAAUGAUGGAGGUGAAGAACGAGCGGAAGCUGCAAAACCAUCGACUUCGGAUAAGGCAGCGAGGUAUGAAAUUUACAACUUUACCCCAUUGCUUAUAGCAACUAUCACAGGAAUUAUGCCCAUUGUGGAGGAGAUACUUGAGCAGCAUCCUCAGGCAGUCGAGCAUGUUAACUAUAAUGAACGCAACAUAUUGCAUCUAGCCAUUAAGAACCGUCGGAAAGAGAUACUUAAUCUUAUCAAAAGCAAACCAACUGUGAUGUCGAGGCUGAAGAAGUGGAUAGACUGUGAUGGCAACACCAUAUUGCAUCAGGCUGCAGAUAGGAGUUACUACUCUAUAGCGUUGUCUCAGAAACUAAUUGGCCCUGCAAUGCAAUUGCAAGCAGAGCUACGUUGGAUGCAGUGUGUAAAAGAGAUACUACCGCCUCGGUACAUCAUGCACCGCAACAAGAAGGAUAAGACAGCUGAGGAGCUCUUCAACGACCAGCAUAACGGUCUUCUGACGUCGGCACAAGAAUGGAUAAAAGACACGGCUCAAUCAUGCUCAACUGUGGCGGUGCUAGUGGCCACUGUGGUCUUUGCAGCUGCCUACGCCAUUCCGGGGGGUACUAAUGAUCAAAAUGGUCUUCCUGUUUUCCAGGACGAUCCUCUCUUUUUGCUCUUCACCUGCAUGGACGUUGUGGGAAUUGCCUGCUCAUUAUCUUCUGUGGCAUUCUUUCUCUCAAUCCUCUCCUCCCCUCUCGAGUACCCAUUUUUCGUUAACAGUCUUCCUCGCAAGGUCAUGAUUGGAUUCGCCUUGCUCUUCUUGUCCAUGGCAGCAACCAUGGUUGCCUUUGCCGCCACCAUUUUGCUCUUGAUUCGCGUUGAGAAGAAAUGGACCAAGUCUAUACUUUACCCUAUUGCCUUUUUCCCAGUCCCUCUAUUCGGCCUCCUGCAAUUUCCCAUGUAUCAAUCCUUGAUAGUCGCGUUGGAAAAAAUCGAUGACUGGAUUUUCACCUUACGCUGCCUUCUCGGCUUUUCCAAGAGGAGAUCAAGAUGGGGCAAGUGUAAGGCGUAUUGAGUCACGUAAGCUUUUCGCAAGGGCAGAAUGUGUGGUUCAAAUUCACAAUCUUGCAACAGAAGUUACUGUUAGAUUUGUAGUUAUCGUUUGAAUUUUCAGUUGGUUUCUUCUUUUCUCCCCAAUUAAAUGUCACAAUUUCAGUGUGUCUUCAGUUUAAAUUAUGGGCAAUACGUGAAGAAUAAAGAGGCUUGUUUGUAUGGUAAAGAUCUAGUACCAUGCAUACUUUUGUUUGAUUUGAAAU